UUUGGGAAACAUAGGAAGAGGCAGCAAAGGGAACAAACUUUUCUCUCUUGGCUGCUUCCUUUUGGACUUUUUCACAUUUCAUCAAAGACCUCAGUGUUGACAGAGCGGAAACAAGGGAGGAUAAUUUGUUUGCUUUACAAGUUAAAGAGUAAUUUCUCUGUUUUUGUGAUCAGCAGAGGUUAAUUUGUUUUGUUGUUCUUUGCAUUUUUAUCAAAUUAUUGCUUCACUGAGCUUUGAAGAAGGUGUAACCACCUGAAAUCCCUACAAACUCAGCUGCAGCUCUCUCUCUCACACACACAAAGACACACACACACACACACACACACACACACACACACACACACACACACACACACACACACACACAAAUAUACACGCACACCUGUUUUUGAGGAUUCCCUGGGAGCGCAGUCAUGGGCAUCUGCGUCACUGUUGCUUGAGGGAAUCUGUGCGUCAGUGAGGCUGUUAUCUGGUGGUGGUCCCGGUGAAUGUUACAGUAGAAGUUGACCUGCCAGUCCAGAGAAGAGGGGGGAGAUGUCAACCUACUACCCACGCACCAAGGACCUGACUCGCACCAGGAAGUCAGUGACAGAUUCACCACCGUCCUCUCCGUCCCCCACAGACAAAAACUACAGACAUGAAAGAUUGUCAAGAUAUGACUCCAGUGGGGAGAGUGUGACAGACAAACCAUUGGGCCGCACCAGCUCUUACACUCGGAGAGAGACAAGGCUGGCUGCUCUGAACAGACAGGAUCAAGACUCCACUACCAAAGACUAUAAGAAGAUGUAUGCAGAAGCUUUGCAUGAGAAUGAGAAGCUCAAGUCCAGGUUGCAGGACAGCAAACAGGAACUGGUCAAGAUACGUUCCCAGCUGGAGAAAGUCACUCAGAGGCACGACAGAAUAUCGGAGAGAUCUACAGUACUUGAAUCAGAGAAAAGGGAAAAACAAGCUCUUGAGAAAAGAGUGUCAAACAUGGAAGAUGAGUUAAAGGCUUUCCCUGCUCUGGCUCAGGUCCAGACCUUGCGGAGGGUGAACGAGUGUCUCCUGGCUGAGAACAGAGCCAUGCUGCGCGUCCUCACCCGCCUCUCUGAGACGGCCUCCAUGCCGGAGACAGAGGACCUCUGACACCACCUGUCCUCCUUUCUCCCCCUCCUCUCCCUUCCUCAGCCACAUAACUUCUACUCUCCCCUCUACUUCUGGUGCCUCUACAGCCCCCCUCGUCCUCUGCUGUUUUCCUCUCAGAUCUUAACAGAGCUCAAGUCAGACAACCAGAGGCUUAAGGAUGAGAAUGGGGCUCUCAUCAGAGUCAUCAGCAAACUGUCCAAAUGAAAAGAUGUCUGAAGCUCCUGUUCUGUGUCUGUGGAUGCUCCAACCCUGUUAUUUUGGCAGUUUAAAUAUCCACAAUGUCCCAAGUUGUGACUCCUCUGAGUUAGGUGAUGGCUGCUUUGCACAAAUAAAUUCCUGUUGGGACUUGUGACGAUCCAAAGAGAAGUGUUAAGGAGUUUCAGUCAAAUUUCACUGUGUGAUGAUCGAGUUACAAACAUUGUUUCUACGUGAUUAGUAAUCAUAAUUUUGUAAUAUCCAGUGAUGUACAUUAAUAAAAUAGGGACCAGCUGUACUGUUUGAUAACCUUAAAAAGCCCAGUUUGAACAAAUCCAGAGGUUUGCAUGAAGGUACUGUUUCUAAUAAUAUAACCACACAUCAUAUGGAGACAUCACGUUUGUUUGCUACAUCACGCACCGCAGAAAAGUAUAAUAAUGUUGUCUUGAUUGUGAAAAAAGAGCAAAGUCAAGGGCCCCAACGGCCAUUUUGGCAUGGAGAUAUACUGUAUUUUAAAAAAACUUUGUCAUUUCAAUCAGAAUAUAUGACCACACGGGUAAAAUAAGGCCCAGCCAAGCGACAAACAGGUGCUCUGGUUCCAGAAGCAAAAACUAGAUAUUAAUAUAAAUCCACCAAGGCAUCUGAGUAGCAACAACCAUUGAAGCCAGCUCAGUAGUUCUUCUAAUGGCAAGUAGAUGUUCCAGACCAAGAAUGUAUUGAAAUGAAGGAGAAAAUGCUUUUGAUGAUUUGUUUUAUACAAGAUCAUAUAUAAAACAAAUAAUUGUGAACAUUUUUACUCUAGUAUAAAGACAUUCAUGCUUAAUAAGACACAUUGUUUAGGUUUGUGUUUUAGAUCAGUUUCUAAUUCCAACUGGUUAGAUAAUUUUUUUGUGACAGUGAAAUCUCUUAUCAUUUCAAAAAUUCCAUUUUUGUUAACCUAGCGUAUGAUAAUGUCCCCACUGUAUUUGGUAUUUGAAGGGGGCUGUAUGCUAGCCCUGAAUAAUGGAUAUAAUGCACUUUGAGGCAUCACAGCACUGUAUUAUCUUCAGACUGGUUUCAGUUUCCAUGAUAACAUAAUUCAGUGUUUGCCAGAUUCUGUUCAUCAGUUCUAUGUGUGGUUUUAGUCGCCAUUCUUCAUUUUUUUACAGAGAAUUUUUUAUUCAAUGGCUCAGCUUCAAAACAGCAGAAUGGCUACACAGAGGAGACAGUCUGAGUGUGUGUGUAAAAGAAAGUGUCCUAUGUUCUGUAAUAGAGAUAUAUUUAUUUAUUGAUGCACUUUCUUAGUUCUAAUUUUCAUGCUUUGUUUACUCAAUUUUCUUUCAAAGAAAACACUAAACUGUUUUGGUUGACAUCUUGGCCAUCUUUCUGUUAAGUGAUGAAAAAACGCAAAUGCCAAAAUCUUGGUAGAUGUGCCGUAAAUCACUGCUGACAUUUUAGCCUCCACAAUAUUGUGUGAUUAAUAAUAAUAAAUGAAUCUCCACAAUCCAACUUUGGAGGAACUGUUGCUUGCACUUUUCAUUAUAUGUUGUGUAGAUUACAUAUAUUUUAAACUUUGUUGUGUGUGUUGAUAUUGUCACGAUAAAUUAUGUUUAAUUAAUUGUUGCCUAACUACACUGAGUUGCCAGUUUAUGAAGUACACCUACCUGGGUACAUCUAGUGCAAUCCAAUACUACAACCCUGCAAUAAAUUCCAAAUUUCUUGUGUUCUGGUCAUCUGGUUAUGGAGGACGAAUUUACUGAUGUUACUCCAUUGCGUUGCAUUAUACUAAAAUGUGCUUCAAUAUUUGGGUUCCACAAAGUGUGUGACUUUUUUUUUUGAAUGUUACCUAGAUGGUCUACUUAACAUGAGAAAUACAAAUACAACUAGAAAGAGGCUGCUGCCUUGUAGUGGUUUUUAAUGUGGCUUAUGGGGUGCCAUCACCUUAUAUAUUCCGAAAAGAGUGAAGGUAGAAAAAUGUCAUCUUAUCAUAUUUAAUGUAUGAUACUGCCAGACUCCGCUUGCAUUUAAUAUCCUUUAGCUGUAGAGUUGCUACAAGUGAUGAAUGGUGUGCCGGAGACAAAAACGGUUUUGGUAUCUGUCUUCUGUUCACUUUAAUGGAUGAGUUGACCAAAAUCCCCAGGGUCUGAUGUAUUCCUCUAACAAUACGAUGGUUUUAGAGUCCAGUGUUAUAUUUGGUCACAUCCAGUACUCGUGUACUCAAAACUACAAAUAAGAUACAGCUAUUUCUACACACGCUGUACCUUUAUUGAACUAUGCAGUUGAACUAUGUAUUGAAAAUGUUUGUAAUGUGUUGAUAGCUUAAUAUACGCACAUUGGUUUACUCACUUUGCUUAAUAAACUGUAAAGGAAUGGAAA
This is a messenger RNA of Perca fluviatilis (European perch), 3675 nucleotides long. Its product is annotated as protein phosphatase 1 regulatory subunit 12B-like. The coding region runs from base 535 to 1125 and encodes 196 amino acids. The transcript is spliced from 8 exons. Gene Ontology annotation, cellular component: Z disc; A band; cytoplasm. Lineage: Eukaryota; Metazoa; Chordata; Actinopteri; Perciformes; Percidae. Gene Ontology annotation, molecular function: enzyme inhibitor activity; protein kinase binding; phosphatase regulator activity. The record is from RefSeq and is a predicted model, not a curated record.